GUAAUAAUCCCUCGAGUCACUCCCGGAUUUGACCAGAUCUGAGAUCUUCAAGGCGUCAUCUUACCCAAUUUACAAGUUUUUUCCCUCCUUUGCUGUUCUAGUCAAUCGCAAGCAGGAUGUCCGCCUCGUCUUUCCUGUGGAGUGUAGGAUCGAUUGCGCUUUCAUCCUUGAUCACACCCACAAUAGCGAACGGCUCUGGUAGCCGUUACCAACUGAUUGAAGCCUGGCAGGGGCAGAAGUUUCUUGACCACUUCAAGUUUUUCACUGGCGCUGACCCAACCAAUGGAUUCGUCACCUAUGCCAAUCAGAGCUACGCAGAGAGCUCUGGUCUCAUCCAGGUGACUGAGAGCGGGAGCUUUUAUAUGGGCGUUGACUACAAGACCACACUCAGCGCGAACGGCCCUGGCCGAGACUCGGUCCGUAUCGAAAGUAAGGAGUAUUAUGAUGAGGGUUUGUACAUUAUCGAUCUCGAGCAUAUGCCGGGUAGCGUCUGCGGUACGUGGCCGGCGUUCUGGUCCGUUGGUCCCGACUGGCCCCAUGAUGGCGAGAUUGAUAUCAUCGAGGGGGUAAACAAGCAUGAAGCCAAUGAGAUUGUGUUGCACACGAGCGGCUCCUGCGCCCUGUCAAGCGAUAAUGAGAUGUCCGGUACCAUGACAUCGAACGAGUGCGGUGAAGCCUCUGGUACCAUCGGGUGUGUAGUUAAGGGCAAGAGUGGUAGUUCGGGCGCCCCUUUUAAUAAACAGGGUGGUGGUGUCUACGCCAUGGAGUGGACCGCGGAGUUCAUCAAGAUCUGGUAUUUCGCGCGCGGUGACAUCCCUAAGUCAAUCACCGAUGGUAACCCGGACACGACUGCCUUCGGCACCCCCAUGGCUCACCUGCAGGGAACGUGCAACUUCCACGACCGCUUUAAGUCGCAAAAGUUCAUCAUUGACACCACAUUCUGUGGCGACUGGGCCGGUGGUGUGUUCGGGGACUCUGGAUGCCCGGUCAGUGACGCUAGCAACCCUAUCAAGAGCUGUGUUCAGUACGUGGCCGAGAACCCUGCCGCUUUCAAGGAAGCCUACUGGGAGAUCAACUACAUCAAAUUAUUCAAGACCGGCACUGGCCAUGCAACCGCCUCUGCAGCCCCGCAAGCCCAGACCGCUACAGCUGCUGUGUCUGAGACAGUGGCCCCUGCUCCUUCCGUUACCUCCACGACCCUGCCCGAGACAAACGCUCCCGUGUCCGAGACGGCGUCCGUUGCGGCCCCAACCAACGUCCCGGAGACCGCCAAUCCCCAGCCCAGCGCUGCCGAUGCCGUUACCACAGCUACUCCAGCGGCCCCAGCCAGCCCUUCGUCGGAUGACAGCGAGGAAGGCUCUGAUGUUUCGGAAACCACCAUCUAUGUGACCGAGACCACUACCAUCUGCGAUACCACCCGUGGAGGUUCCAUCCAGACCCUUGGCGGUGGACAGACCGCCGUCUCGCCAACGAGCUCCUCCUCGGUGGACUCUGGUCUUACCCCCAUUGCACCCACACCAACGGUCCAGGAACCUGUUGAAUCACAGGCCAUUGAAACCACAGUGAACGACGGCAACCCCAUUCCCACUGAUGUGUCCCCUGAGAAUUCCGCCGCCGAAACUUCCGAAUCCAGCACACCAACCCCUAGCGUCGAGGAACCUGAACAGCCUCAGCCCGCUGCAACCACUGUCGAAGCUGGCACUGUUACCCCAGCUGCCUCGACCCCAGCCCCUGCAGAGCAGGAAACCCCAGAGGGAGUCAGCCCAGUUGGAACGACCAAAUCGCCUCAGAUCCCCGGCGAGCCAGCAGCGCCGACCGCCACCCCCGUUCCUCCGGCGAGCGUAGUUCCUCUCCGCAGCCCUAGCCCCUCCUCGUCCCAGCACAUCCGCUCCUCAAGCCGUGUUGCAUCUUCUUCCAGCUUUACAUCUACCACAACAUCAGCGACCCAGACCACUGCCCAGGACUCUUCCGCUCCCACUAAGAGCAACUCGGGCUCGAACCCCGAUAGCCCGGUCUUCACUGCUGGCGCAAGCAAGUCCGUCAGUAUUUCUGGCCUGACGGGUAUCAUGGGUGGUCUGGUCAUGGCCAUGUUGGUCUAG
Messenger RNA from Aspergillus alliaceus, 2099 nucleotides. It is a transcript of the gene eng2, whose product is annotated as putative GPI anchored endo-1,3(4)-beta-glucanase. Gene Ontology annotation, biological process: glucan catabolic process. The transcript has a single exon. The coding region runs from base 117 to 2099 and encodes 660 amino acids. Gene Ontology annotation, molecular function: hydrolase activity, hydrolyzing O-glycosyl compounds. The record is from RefSeq and is a predicted model, not a curated record. Lineage: Eukaryota; Fungi; Ascomycota; Eurotiomycetes; Eurotiales; Aspergillaceae.